AUGAUCAUCGGUAUUUUUACGCACUUCUUCGCAGUGGAGACGACGCUAGCAGAACGGCAAUUUUUCCGCGCUCUCGCAAGGCUGGUAGGCCGUCGCGCUGCGAGACUUAGUGCCUGUGGUAUUGCCGCGAUUGUGAGCAAGAUGGGCUACCUGGACGAAGGAUGCGCCGUAGGUGCAGAUGGGUCACUGUACAAUAAAUAUCCUGGUUUUGCAGAUAGGAUACACGAAGGUCUGCAAGAUGUUUUUGGGGAGAAGGGCAGAAAUAUCAUCACGUACCACGCAGAAGAUGGCAGUGGCAUUGGCGCUGCCAUAAUUGCAGCCAUGACAAAGGCGCGGAAAGAUUCGAAUCGGUAUCCCAACCUGUAA
Fibroporia radiculosa is the source of this 366-nucleotide messenger RNA. RefSeq lists its product as uncharacterized. Gene Ontology annotation, molecular function: glucokinase activity; fructokinase activity; mannokinase activity. Gene Ontology annotation, biological process: intracellular glucose homeostasis; glucose 6-phosphate metabolic process; glycolytic process. Gene Ontology annotation, cellular component: mitochondrion; cytosol. The coding region runs from base 1 to 366 and encodes 121 amino acids. The record is from RefSeq and is a predicted model, not a curated record. The transcript is spliced from 4 exons. Lineage: Eukaryota; Fungi; Basidiomycota; Agaricomycetes; Polyporales; Fibroporiaceae.